UACUCUGGCGAAACGAAUUCGUCAGUGUGGUCAGAUGCUGUCACACGUUUCGCCGGAGCUGUGUAUAUUCUAAUAUUGUGUGAUCUAUACUAGUUUACAUAAAGAAUAAAAAGGCAUGCGAGAUCAAGAUUGUCGAUUGAAAAGAUGUAAUUAAUCACUGAUGAAAUAUUCGUUAUUCUUCAUAAAACAUCAAUUUGAUUAGAUGUAGGACUCUACUUCGUUAAUGAAGUGUUUGACAAGCCUUCCCUGUUUGUAAUAUUUUGGUAAUAUUUAAGUAAACGUGUAUCUUGAGGUUGUUUAUUGAAUUCUGAAGUAACAUAAUGCCUGGCAAAAUAAAAGUGAAAAUAUUGGCAGGUCGUAAUCUGCCUGUCAUGGAUCGUUCGGGUGAUACAACGGAUGCAUAUGUGGAACUUAAGUUUGGCAAUAUAACUUAUAAGACAGAUGUAUGCAGAAAAUCUUUGAAUCCACAGUGGAAUUCUGAAUGGUACAAAUUUGAGGUUGAUGAUGCAGAGUUACAAGACGAACCUUUGCAAAUCAGACUAAUGGAUCAUGAUACAUAUUCUGCAAAUGAUGCAAUAGGCAAAGUUUAUAUAAAUCUGAAUCCAUUAUUGUUACCUGGUAUGCUGCCUCCAGUAAAAAAUAUUUGGACUCUGGAAGCAACAAUGAAUACCAGUGCUAGUUCACAAGGGUCAGUUAUGACUGGAUGGAUACCUGUAUAUGACACGAUGCAUGGUAUACGUGGCGAAGUGAACAUUAUCAUCAAAGUGGAGUUGUUCUCUGAUUUUAACAAGUUUAGACAGUCAUCUUGCGGAGUACAAUUUUUUUAUUCGCCAAAUAUACCCUAUGGGUAUCAUGCUCAGAUGAUACAUGGAUUUGUGGAAGAGCUUGUAGUUAGCGACGAUCCGGAAUAUCAGUGGAUCGAUAAAAUAAGAACUCCCAGAGCAUCGAACGAAGCACGUCAGACACUGUUUUUUAAAUUAAGCGGAGAAGUCCAGAGAAAGAUUGGAUUGAAGGCGCUCGACCUUGGUGGAAACGCUGUGAUAGGAUAUCUACAAAACUUCGACCUGGAAGGCGAAUCCGGUAUCGUCGCCAGAGGUAUAGGCACAGCAGUCACGCUCGUAAAGUUGCACGAUGUCCUCGGUUUCCCCUGCGACAACGCCAACAUCGAAGAGAUCGCGCUCGCGCUUCCUUCACGCACUAAAAUGCAAACGGAACGUUUCGAGGCCGACGACGGCGCGCCAUUCACUCCCAUUCCCGUUCCCGCUUCUUAUCCUUUAUGCAUACCGCCGAGACUUGCGGACAGGACGCGUUUCCCGUUCUCUCACGCCAAUUCAUCGUCGUCGCUAACGCGCUUGGAGACUCCCGGAUACGUCGCGACGCGGAAGAAACAUGCCAAGCGAAUUCCCUUCUUCCGCUCCGCUUCUACCUUGAGCACUCCGAGUCUGAGGACCUUCAGCGGCUCCGACGUCACUCCGCCGGAAUAUCUGAUUGACAAGACGGUGAGAUCUCUGCGCACCAUGCUGAUGCCGUCGGAAGACACCAGGAAGCAAUCGCCCAAAUCCAGCCGGCUCUCCAGGCAAAUUCAGAAUCUCCGCGACCAAUUCGACUCGGUCGGCGAAGAAAACCACCUCGCCUUGAAGACCGACCGCGACUCCGACGCCGAUCCGGUUAGAUCCUUUAUCGUAAGCGUGCGCAAUCCCACGAGGGGGCCGAGCAGCUUCAAGGAGGCUAAAACCGGUAAGACAAUGGCCGCGUUACUCAUUGGAUCCAUACAGAACAUGCCUCUGAAGGAUAUGGGGAACGUCGGUCCUACUUCUCCCGUUUCUUCCAGCAACGAGCAGUGCAACGACGAAGAGACCAAACUAUGCCGCGAGGAAGAAGUCCCUCUGAGUGUCAGAAAGACCACAGAUGGCCACAUCAAGACUGAACAGCAACUUGGUCGGGAGGUCUUGUCGUCAGUCGGCGAAAUAUCCUCCUCUUGCGACGACGACGACGACGGCGACGACGACGACGACGAUAAUUUUAGCCAGGACGACGACUCGUCAGAAGACAACACCAGCUACAACAUUCUGCGCGAUUCGAGAUACUCGCUCGAUGGGAACGACGGUUCCGACGGAACGGAAGAUUCGGUUGGUUCCCGCGAGGGAGCUCGAACCGUUCGUUCCAGCGCGGGGAGCUGCACGGACUCCACCCUGCAAGUGGACUCGGACACGACGUACCGCCUGUCAUUGAAUCGAAACCUAGCGAGCAUGGAAGCCGUCAAAUUACGGCACGACGAGAUCCCCAUCAUCACCGUGGACAUCCUCGACAACACGGACUCGGACACGUCUAUCGACGCGUCCAGACUGUUGCUGAGCGACGAGAACCCUUCGCCGGGCGCUUCGACGUCUCACGACCUGACGGACACCGAUGUUCUCGUCUCGAGAACGACUCAUUCGUCAGUUGACAAGCUGGAAGACGCCAAGGACGUUACCGCGAAGACAAGCGAAAGGCCAAGUUUGAAGGUGGAGGAAAACGUAGGACGCGGCAGCAGCGCCAUGUCCGGUUCCGACGGCUCGUCUCACGAGAAGGUGCAUCGUGUGCAUCUCACGCGGCAUCAGCGAGACCUUUGUCGAACGCGUGGUCUAUCUGCUCAGCAAUCAGCGCAACGGGAGUCCCCAUCGCUCAGCGAAACGGAGAAUCGCUCGAGCCGGAAGAGGAAGGAUUCGGCGGUCGAGUCGUCGCGGAAUGCCACCGACGAUGUUGGUUUGUCGUGCGCAGAAAUGCGCACGAAGGCGGCGACCAUGGAGAGACAGAGGAGCAUGCUCGACCUGAUCAAGCUGAUCGACACGAAGAUGAUGGUGUCGGGACGCGCGUCGAUGCGUCACGACAAGGGAGCCGUUUCGUUGAAGAGCAGACGAAGAAAGCGCGAGAAGACGCGUGAUAUCCCGACGUCACUCGAGAGCUCGAUUUCGCGUGGCAGCGCGUUCAAGAGGAAGCGCCACGGCCAUCGGGAAGGAGACAUUUCCUGCCGCGUUCCUCGCGUCUGUUCCACCCCCGAUUGUCUCUCCGCGGAUCGGCAGCUGAUCUCGUCGUUCCGCCCCACUUCCCGCUCCUGCGACUCUUCCCCUCUCGGCUUAACCAACGGUCGUUAUCGACAUCAUCAUUAUCAUCGUCAUCAUCGUCAUUAUUAUUAUUAUAAUAACCACCGUCAUCAUCAUCAUCAUCAUACGCGCGUAUCAUCGUCCAGCUCGAAACGAGCCGCCGUAGUCACCGACGCGUUUGAAAUCUCGAGGAGACCGCUCGAGAGCCUCGACGAGACCGACAUCAUCGCGUUACCUGACGUUGCUCAUAGUAAACCAACCGCGACCACUAAUCAGCCGUCGUCGAGCGCCGAUAUGGCGCGAACGGUACGCAGAUGUAGUAGCGUCUGUAAUCUAGGCGGAACAUUAUGUCAUAUUGAUCGCACCAAGCCCACUAACACGGCUAAUAUGACUCACAACUCGUGUGUGUCCCGUCCUUCUCCCGAUCUUAGGCAGCAAGAUGAGGCAGCGUCGUCCGUCAGUCCGUCGUACCCGCUUCCGACUGUCCCGUCCGUCGCGGCGAAGGUCUCCCAGUCGCCGGCGAAUAGAACGCUCGCCAACGUGCCGCUUCACAGGAGAUCGAGCGAUUCCGACUUGAGCAUCACCCCGAAAGGUAACUCUCUUGGCAACAAUGACAGAUCGAUGGCGGCGCCGUUAAGGACACCAGCUGCAGUAGUUAGAUCCAUGAACCAGGACACCUUGGAGAUGUUAGAAUAUCCGUUUAUUACGAUGCAACAUUAUCCACCUGGCUUCAUAUUACACAUAGGUGGUCUGGUGAGCUCGAGAUCGGUGAAGCUGCUCGAGAGGAUAAGCAACCUGGAGGAACCAGAGGGCCGUGACGCUUGGUGGACCGAGAUUAGAAUGGAAGUUAGGUCACACGCGAGAGCAUUGGCUUGCAAUGUAGUGAUAGGCUACAAAGAGGAAACCAGCAUAUGCGACGAUGUCUGCGUAUUGAGCGCCUUCGGGACUGCGGCGGUUAUAAACCUGCACAAUUCGGCCCAAGAACCGGACAGUGUAGCUCUGAACAAGCUCCAGCUGAAUACAGCCACUGCGGCCUCGGUGGACUCGGAUCGCGAAAAGAGUCAGCAGAAGUCGACGACAAUGAUGAAGACGGAGAAGGCCGAUAGCGACACGCCUGUCGCGAAUCACUCGGAACGGCAAACCAGUAAAGCGUGCAGACACUCUUCGGAGAGCAACGACCACGAGGGUUCAUGCGGUCAGACUCAGUUGCGGUGUAACCUGUGUCACCUUCCAUACAGCGAGAAGAGCGUGCCCUUCAGAGUGAACGUGUCCAAGUGUGCCAUCUGUAAACGCGGUAGAGUGCCGGACGUGAUGUUCACGACCAUCGAGGUGCCCGCGAAUAUACCGACCACCGGCAGAGGUUGUUUCAUCCAAGCGACUGUGUGCAAGAACAAGAAGGACUUGCGGGGCGAACUCAAUGCCAAGGAGAUAUCCGAUUGCCUGCCUUUCUUGGAAUAUGAGCUUCACAGUUUGUUGUUGAACAAGCUCAAGAUGAAAGGCAUGAACGCGAUCUUCGGCCUGAAGCUGCAGGUCUCCGUAGGAGAACGCCUGAUCAUUGGCAUGGCGGUGGGUACCGCGCUUUAUCUGACAGCGCUACCGCCGCCCACCAUUCCUCAAAUAGCGUCCGGCAACUCGUGGCACAAUGACGAACAAUUGGCGGAGAUUCAGAAGUCUAUUGUGGAGACGGCGAAGAAGAAUCGGGAAUUUUAUCACCUGAAAUCCGUCGGCAUCAGCGAAGCAGAAAGUACACGCAUUACGAGUACUUCCGACACGGACGACUCGGACGAGGAUCUUCCAGAAUUUGAUCUCGGACUUGGCACACGUGACGCCUGCGUCUUGGAAGUGGACGAUAUCGAGGAUAUGGAUCGGAUAUCGUCGUUGAUGGACGACAGACCGCCCGAUGAUUUCCAUGUGGUCAACACGCAGACGAUUCCCGGCUUGGAGGACUUGGAAAUUGUUCGAAAUUUACAAAUGUUCUCGCAGAUCUCGAGAACGAAGAUCCCUGUGGGGCAGUCCGCGACGAUGCCGUCGAAAUUCUUCGCUCGAUUACUUCAGUCCUUAUGCUUCAAACUGAGGAGAAUGGUUCCCUGCGCGUUGUGCGAUAUGCAGUUUAGGGUAGCAUUACCCGAACAAGAUGAAAUACAAGUAACUGUCAUCGGCAUGGCGCUUGGGUUGGGAGAACCCCUGAAAACGGACAGAUAUAAGAAAAAAAUUGUAUGUCGUUCCCUGAGCAAGGACCAAGUAAGGAAGUCAGAUGACAGUGAUAUGAUAUUUAGUCUUGAUGAGGAUCACGUAGAUACCAACAUCAUAUCCGACAAUCCAGUUCGCACUUGUACGGGAAGCUCCGCAGUUUUGAAUAAUAUUUCUAUGCAGAAACCUAGGCCACGUUCACCCUUACGUUCGAAAACAUUUACGGCUCACAGACAUAAAUAUGUGCCUUUAAAAGGAAGAUACGGUGUAGACAUAACACCUUUAUCUUACCUGCCAGGUGGAAGGAUAGAGAGGUACCAAGGCAAUUUAAAUUUCUUCUUCAUCCGCGAAAGUACAUCCAUUCGUGAGAACGGUGGAUUAAGCGGCUUCACUCACAGUUUCGUAAUGGAAAUUCUCGCAAUCGUUCGUGCACACAUCACAGCACUCGGAGGUAACGCUAUGGUCGCGUUCUCAAUGACGCAGUGCGUACUUCUUCAUAGCCCACACAAAAAUCAAGGUCAAUGCUUGAUCAACGUAGGUGGAGACGUGGUAACAGUAUCUUAUUACGCCGACGAGAAGCAUAGCGUUGUUUCAAAUUGCUGACCCCAGCCUCCUCAUUCAGCGCCGCCGUAAAUAAUCAUCGCACUUGGUGAUCAAUCAUUUGAUUAAACGUUUAUCGACAUUCUCGUCACAGAUCAGAACUCGCAUGUACGUACGCUCUGGUCUAACGAGUCAGUAUCAAUGUUGUCACCUGCUACCGCAGA
Messenger RNA from Harpegnathos saltator (Jerdon's jumping ant), 6037 nucleotides. Its product is annotated as C2 domain-containing protein 5. The record is from RefSeq and is a predicted model, not a curated record. Gene Ontology annotation, cellular component: plasma membrane. Gene Ontology annotation, biological process: protein localization to plasma membrane; intracellular protein transmembrane transport; positive regulation of D-glucose transmembrane transport. Bases 321 to 5876 code for a protein of 1851 amino acids. The transcript is spliced from 15 exons. NCBI's taxonomy places the organism in Eukaryota, Metazoa, Arthropoda, Insecta, Hymenoptera, Formicidae. Gene Ontology annotation, molecular function: calcium-dependent phospholipid binding; calcium ion binding.